AUCUCCACAACCAUGACCACUACUUUAAACACCAGCAGCAGCCACCAUGGCCACCAGGGCCACCACCACCACCAAAACCGGCGCCCUUCGACUACAAGCGCAAGUCCUACACGAAGCUCCACCUGAGGUUCGACUUCCUCGAUCCGACCUACCUGCGGAUGAACCCCAACUCGAAGGUGGUGGUCGUGGAGGGGAACAUGGGCAGCGAGAAGGCGGCGCUGGCGGCGAAACUCGCCGACGCCCUCGGCAUGAAGUACUUCCCCGAGCCGCGCAUCGAGGACUACUACAUCAACGACCAGGGCUUCGACUACCGCACCCUCAACCAGUACAUCCACCCGAAGCUGGCCGCCCUCGACGAGAAGGGCUUCUACGAGAAUCCGAAGCACGAGGCGGUCAGCUGGCUGAAGGUCUUCUUCUACCGCCAGCGCUACUGGCAGUACAUCGACGCCAUGAUCCACCUGCUCAGCACCGGCCAGGGCGUCGUCCUCGAGCGAUCCCCUUUUAGCGACUUUGUCUUCGCCGAUGCGAUGUACAAGACGGGUUGGCUGCCGCGGGACACCUACGAUUACUACUACCGCCUGCGCUACAACACCGCCCACCAGCUGCUCCGCCCGCACCUGAUCGUCUACCUGGACACGGACGCCGACGUGGCGCUGAAGAAGAUCAAGGAGCGGAAUAUUCCGUACCAGGUGAACAGCCCGGUGAUGACACGGGAGUACCUGCAGGCAAUCGGCGACGCCUACAAGGAGAAGUACCUGCUGGACGCGGCCGACUACUCGGAGCUGCUGGUGUACAAGUGGAACACCCCGGUGGAGGACAUCGACGACAUGGUGGUGGACAUUGAGAAGCUGCAGAUGGACGACUGGGACAUGGAGGGGACGAAGUUCAAGGACUGGAACUUCUACUGGAACAGCCACUGGGCGGAGACGCGCUACAACUACGUGGCGGGCAAGCUGGAGAUGAUGGGCGACUUCAUUCUCACGCCCAUCUACGAUGUGGACAGUCUGCAGUUUGACCUGAACGACGGCGAGCACCGGGAGCUCGUCUACGAGAGCNUGGAACUUCUACUGGAACAGCCACUGGGCGGAGACGCGCUACAACUACGUCGCGG
Rhagoletis zephyria (snowberry fruit fly) is the source of this 1111-nucleotide messenger RNA. NCBI's taxonomy places the organism in Eukaryota, Metazoa, Arthropoda, Insecta, Diptera, Tephritidae. The record is from RefSeq and is a predicted model, not a curated record.